AUGCAGUCCUCUAUUCUCUUCCUGGCUUCCGCUAUGGCCCUUAUCUCACACGCCACUGCUGGACUGAUUUCUCCUCGUGAAGAAGCAUCCCUCGCCCAUUUUGAAAUAUUCGGCGACGAUAACUGCACUACUGCCGAAAGUAUGGGCGAAUUUAAUCUCUAUUCUGAGGAUACCGACAAAUGUCACACAUUUCCCACGGACAAGGCCGUCAAAUCUGUGUACAUUUCUUAUAUCAACAAUAAUAAUGCAGGCAGUUUAGGAACUGUGAGAUUAUCCCAGGCUACACCAGCAGAUACAUCCUUACUUCGCGAUCAUAGCUGCAAGUCGGUCUGA
Messenger RNA from Fusarium proliferatum ET1, 333 nucleotides. RefSeq lists its product as uncharacterized. The coding region runs from base 1 to 333 and encodes 110 amino acids. The record is from RefSeq and is a predicted model, not a curated record. The transcript is spliced from 3 exons. NCBI's taxonomy places the organism in Eukaryota, Fungi, Ascomycota, Sordariomycetes, Hypocreales, Nectriaceae.